AUGUGUCAAAGGCAGAGACUCAAACGGUGUCGUAUUUCCCCUUCUUGAAGACCUGUGAAACGCAUGGUUUCUUUAGCAACUGCCCUGGGUUUAUGCUCCAAAUUCCCUUUCCCAAACCCUCAAAGCAAAGAGAAAAUGGCGUUGAGGCAACUGAUAUCCUUCAACAGAACAGCAUUCUCAUCAACUCCUUCGCACCUGGUUCCUGGGUUUGCAAACUUUUCUUCCAAAUCGACUCCUUACAUAGUGAAGGUGGGAAUACCGGAGUUUCUCAACGGCGUGGGAAAAGGGGUAGAAACCCAUGUGGAAAAGCUUGAAUCAGAAAUCGGUGACAUCCAGAAGCUGCUUGUUACCCGUACUUUGAAGCUCAAGAAACUCGGCAUCCCCUGCAAACACGUACUGAUUUUUUCCCUCUCCUUUUGGUUCAUCUUUCCUUUGGAUGGUGAGAAAGGGGAGUCCUUGUUUUUGGGUGAGAUUUGGUGAGAAAGGGGAAGAGCCAAUCAAAAAUUUUACUUUUUUGUAGUUUUCUUUCCAUUUCUCACCAAAAUGCUCAAUCCAAAUGAGUGAUUUGAUAAGAAACCAAAACCAUUUCCUUACUUUGAAACCCCUCCCUCCAAAGGGGCUUACGCCUCUUCUUUUUAGUUUCUUUGAUCUUUUACACAUAUUCGGUUAAGGGAAAAAAAAUUGCUUUCACUUACACUUUUGGCUUUUCAGAAACAUUACUGUAUUCGCCUUGAGUCUCUAGAACCAACCCAAUAUUUUUUUCUCUCAUAUUAUUAUUGUCAUUUCUCUAUGUAUUUCUCUCCACUUAUUACCCAAAAAAACACACUGAAAACGCAAACCAAACAAAGUCAUGAUUUGUGGAAAUUAUAAAGUUUCACCAAGAUAUUCUUUUUGUGUGUGUGGUGUUAUGGUGCCAUUUUUGUUUUGAAUGUUUGAUUGUCCUGAGGUAGGGCGGUAAACGAGCUGAAUCAAUCAGUAAUGGGUUCAAAAACUUAAGGAGCUUCCUAAAUAUGUUCCGAGCUUGUUUUGUUUACCUAUGAUCGAGUCUAUUACGAGCUGAGCUUGAGUACCUUGGUUUCGACAAAUUGUAUUAGCUUAUGAAGCCAAGUAGUGGAUUGUUCGAGCUUGGUUAAAAACUUAACGAGAUUGAAGAAUGUGGUGAAACUUGAGUUCUUUGUGUGUCAGAUUACCAUUUGGAGGUUACUUUUAGGAGGAGCUCAUAUUGUUGGAAGGAGUCAAUGCUCCUGCAUUGAGUAGCUUCAUUCUUUAGAUAUUUGCUGUGAAGUGAUUUUUGAUUUUUUGUACAGAUUAAACAGGCAUUGGGUAUUGGAAGCGAGAUAUACUUAGUUUUAGGUUUGGGAUGGAUGAGUUUUUAGGAACUGUAUGGGGUUCACAAAGUUUAUGCACUUCGUAAUUCCUUGGUUGUAGUAAGUUCUCUAAUUAUCUGUGGAUUUUGGUGGGCUUUUUGUCAAGAUUUGGUCAUCAUACUAAGACUCUGCCAUGUUUGUAUUAAUUUGCUCUCCUUAACUGUUGUGCUGAUGCUUUUCCCCAAUGUCUUAUCGUGUCAUCAUUCUUCUGCAUGCUGUAAAAUGCAGUGCUUUGUGUGAUAGUACUUUAUUUCAGCAGGAUAAUUUGAUUUUGAGUUCUAAAUCAAGGAAUUAAGAAACAUUUCCUUCCUACACAUUGGUUUGAAGUUGAAGUCUCAAUAUCGAACCGUUGAAGUACAUUUAUUAUUCUAUGCAAUAGUCUUUUAAUGUUGCUCUGUUGUUGGACUUCAAAUGACCAUUCUUAGUUGGGACUUGGGAGCGAAGUAAAGCUGUAGUUAAUAGAUUUUUUGUUCAUUAGUGACUGGUUGCAAGUCAGAUCCUAUACAAUUAGGUGAAUAUAUGGGUGUACGAUAAUCUUAUGUAAAAUGAACAUUCUAAAACUGGAAGAAAUUGUUGGAGGAAAAUAGGAGGAAAACUCAUGUGUAUUGGACAAGGGAAGGAUUGGUCAAGGGAAAAGAUUGCAGACUUGUACAUGUUUAUAUAGUGUUUUUUUGACUUUCCCAAAACAGUCAGAGGAUAAUAGGAAGAAAAACUUGUGUCAAGUGGCUAAGGGAGAAAUUGCAGGCAUUUCCUUCUAUUUUGUAGGUGAGGUCAUUGAAGAUAUGGGUGGUGAUCUAUUACAACUAUAAAAUUUGAGCUUGAGUAGGUGGAACGGAUUACCAUCAGACGCUGUCAUGUAUAUCCCCCUUUUCUUGGGAGAGGAUGUUGGGGAAUUGACUAAUUGAGUUCAUAUUUUUCCAAGUUGUCGUGUGUUGUGAGCAGGCACUUCGUUCAUAUACUGCCGAAGUUAGGUCUGUCUCCGGUCCUCCCCCACUCAUACCCCCAUCGAUUGUGGAUUAUGUGGGUACUGUUAUUGUUGUUUAUAAUAAGAACCAAAUCCUGAUGUUGAGGCAUAGCUGCUCGGUAGGGGUUUAAGGUUAUGGGUGCAGGUCUAUCAUCUAUGAUAUGGAAAAGGAUGCAGAGAGUUUAGUGACUGGGAAAGAAGCUCCUAUUCAUUCUGAUGUUGCGGUGUUUUAACUUAUUGUAAUUGGGAAGCCUUCCCUCCUUCAGUCCUUUGCAAAAGGAUGGGUGCCUGAACUGAUAUUUCUGUUUCUUCCUACUAUCAAUGACAUUAUUCCAUCACUUCCACUGAAAAACAAUGGGUCCUUAGCUUGAUGUUGGCUCACAUUUAAGGGAGUCUUUGCUAAUUGUCGAUUUCAUUUCACUUUCAAACCGUUUUCAAUAAUUCUGAUGAUCUCACUAGAAUCGUAUUUAGUAGUUUGUAGGCUUUCUUUCUCUUAACCACCAAUCUAAACAUCUGAUAUUGUUUUGCAGAGGAAGCUGAUAUUGAAGUUUGCUCAUAAGUACAGGGUGGGACUUUGGAGGCCUCAAGCUCAGCCUGUGAAAUCAUGAAGGCCCAGAGUGGCUGGCUAUUCCUUUGAGGCUAACAUCAAGAUCCACAGGAUUGUUGCUAAAUGUCUGUGGGCAUCUUUUCAUAAAUUACCCUUUGAGCUUUGAAGAGUCUGAGAAACUGAGACUUAUGUAUCUGUAUCGACUCUUGUUUUUGCCGCAUAUGGCAACAAGUUAAAAUUGCAGUUGUGUGAUGGUAUUGUUACGCAUUUUUGGACCAAUAAUUACUUUCAUUUUGAUACACAACAUUUUAGACCUUUUGCGAUCGAGUCAUUGCAGAUUAAGGGGUGUUUCCACUCA
Molecule: messenger RNA, 3236 nt
Organism: Rhododendron vialii
Lineage: Eukaryota; Viridiplantae; Streptophyta; Magnoliopsida; Ericales; Ericaceae
Exons: 2
Coding region: 64-480 (138 amino acids)
Source: RefSeq, a predicted model, not a curated record